CGGGGACUUGAACCAACACCCAGCCACUCGCCACUUUCCGCGGCCGCGCCCAUGGAGAGCAGCAUCCGCCUCGCCGACACCCUCCGGCCGUCGUCUCUCCCGGCACCGGCGUCCGCCCACCUCCGCCGCCGCCACCUCUACCUCCACCGCCUCCCCCGCACCUCCUCCUCCUCCUCCCUCUUCUUCUCCCCGUCGCACCAUCAUCGCCUCUGCCCCACGCCUCGGCAUGACCUCCUGCAGCCUCUCGCCGCCGCCGCCUCCGGCGCCGCGAAGCUCGUGCCCGCCUCCCCGGCGCCAGCUGAUUCUAGCCCCGAGCCAAAGCCCUCGGGCGCGAAGCUCGUGCCGCUCGUCAUCUCCCUCGCGGUCGGCCUCGCCGUGCGGUUCCUGGCGCCGCGGCCCGCCGAGGUGAGCCCGCGGGCGUGGCAGCUGCUCUCCAUCUUCCUCUCCACCAUCGCGGGGCUCGUGCUGGGCCCGCUCCCCGUCGGCGCCUGGGCUUUCCUCGGCCUCACGGCCGCCGUCGCCACGCACACGCUCCCCUUCGCCGCCGCCUUCGCCGCCUUCACCAACGAGAUCAUCUGGCUCAUCGUCAUCUCCUUCUUCUUCGCGCGCGGCUUCGUCAAGACGGGCCUCGGCGACCGCGUCGCCACCUACUUCGUCAAGUGGCUCGGCAAGAGCACGCUGGGGCUGUCCUACGGGCUCGCCCUCGGCGAGGCCUGCAUAGCGCCGGCCAUGCCCAGCACCGCCGCCAGGGCAGGGGGCAUUUUCCUGCCCAUCAUCAAGUCACUCUCCCUCUCGGCUGGGAGCAAGCCCAACCAUCCGUCUUCACGGAAGCUCGGAACAUAUCUGGUCAUGUCGCAAUUCCAGGCAGCUAGUAGCUCAAGUGCUUUGUUCCUGACUGCUGGGGCACAAAAUCUGUUGUGCUUGAAUCUAGCAGAAAAGUUUGGUGUUAUUAUCGCAAAUCCAUGGGUAACAUGGUUUAAAGCUGCUAGUUUGCCAGCUAUUGUUUCUCUCCUAGCAACGCCAUACUUGCUAUACAAAAUCUUUCCCCCUGAAAUAAAGGACACCCCUGAGGCCCCGGCAUUGGCUGCAGAGAAGCAGAAGCAGAUGGGUCCGGUGACUAAAAAUGAAUGGGCUAUGAUUGGCACAAUGAUUCUUGCAGUCGCGCUAUGGAUUUUUGGGGAUGCUAUUGGUGUGUCUAGUGUUGUGGCUGCAAUGCUUGGGCUCUCCAUUCUUCUCCUGCUUGGUGUGCUGGACUGGGCUGAUAUCUUGAAUGAGAAAUCCGCAUGGGAUACAUUGGCUUGGUUUUCAGUUCUGGUUGGGAUGGCAGCACAACUCACAAGCCUGGGGAUUGUUUCUUGGAUGUCAAGCUGUAUUGCUAACCUGCUUCAGUCUUUCUCAUUGAGUUGGCCUGCAGCAUUUUGUGUUCUUCAGGCCUCCUACCUUGUGAUCCAUUAUCUAUUCGCAAGUCAAACUGGGCAUGUUGGAGCCUUGUACUCUGCAUUCCUGGCUAUGCAUGUAGCAGCAGGCGUUCCUAGUGUGCUUUCAGCACUUGCUUUGGCGUUCAACACAGAUUUGUUUGGGGGAAUAACUCACUACAGUAGUGGGCAGGCAGCGGUAUACUUUGGAGCUGGGUAUCUUGACCUUCCUGAUGUUUUCAGGAUUGGUUUUAUAUCAACCUUGAUUAACACAUUGAUCUGGGGAGGUAUUGGGACCUUUUGGUGGAAAUUUUUAGGGCUCUACUGACAGCAGGCGCCGUCAACGUACCGGUGGUGUUGGAAGUGAUGACAGCAGCUGGAUUAAGUGGAGGCAGGACAACAUUGAAUUGGAUAAUUCAGUUGAGAUGUGAUUCUGGGGAGAUGAGAUGGUGCCAUUGUAUUGUUACUCCCAAAACCGUUUCCCCGGUCAGAGGGAAGUCUUGCAAAUGUGAAAUGGAAGAAAAAUGCGCUGCUGGUAGUUGCACUUGCACGGAGUUGGAGCUGGGCUCGGGGGCUGUUUGGAAGCUCAGUAUUUAUCCUAAAACCCUUGUAAAUUACAGGUUUACGCGCGACUGUCACAAUAUAGUAGAGAAAAGCGCGACCAAUCUCUACGCGCAUGAUGCCUUAGAGCACUCACAAUGCAGACUCUAUCAUAGAGUCUAAAGUUAUUUAUUAUCUCGAACAAUGUGGACUUAGAGUCUAAAUAAGACUUGGAGUUUUAUUUUUUUUAUCUCUUUCUUAAAUAAAUAUGCUAUCACAUCAGUAAAAUACCUUUAAUAAUAUGUAAUUAAUUAUCUUGGACUCUGUAAUAGAGUCUUACA
This is a messenger RNA of Sorghum bicolor (sorghum), 2296 nucleotides long. RefSeq names its product dicarboxylate transporter 2, chloroplastic. The record is from RefSeq and is a predicted model, not a curated record. Lineage: Eukaryota; Viridiplantae; Streptophyta; Magnoliopsida; Poales; Poaceae. The transcript is spliced from 5 exons. The coding region runs from base 52 to 1743 and encodes 563 amino acids. Gene Ontology annotation, cellular component: membrane. Gene Ontology annotation, molecular function: transmembrane transporter activity. Gene Ontology annotation, biological process: transmembrane transport.